AUGGCCGCUUACAAUUCAUACCCCGUCGUCCCAUCGACCGCCAACCUACGAGGUCCGCAAUUUCUUGCGAAUCGCGCGGCUUGGAAAGACCUGCUCUUGAAGUUUGAAAGUGCUUCUAAGGAUUCCGUAGCAGAGGGAGCACAGCAGUAUUUGAGCAGACAUCAAACGAGAGGACAGCUGCUUGCACGAGAUAGAAUAUCGCUUCUCUUGGACGCAGACUCACCGUUUUUGGAACUAUGCGCGUUCGCUGGUUGGGACCAAGAAGAUCAGCCCGCGUGCGGAAAUCUCAUUUCUGGGAUAGGUAGCGUUUGCGGACGACCUUGCCUCAUCCUCUCUCACAUUCCAACACAGAGUGGUGGCUCGUGGAGUAAACUUACUGUGCCAAAGCAGAACCGUGUAACAGAGAUAGCGAAUGAAAACAAAUUGCCUAUUGUGGCACUCGUACAAUCAGCCGGUGUCUUUCUCCCCCAUCAGUUCGACAUCUUCCACAAAGGCGCCCAAAUCUUUCGGGAUCUCUCGCAACGGAGUCAGAAUGRGACUCAAUCCUGUGCCAUUGUCUUUGGAACGUCAACUGCUGGCGGGGCUUAUCAUCCUGCKCUGUCAGAUUACAGCAUUUUCGUCAAGGGGCAGGCGCAGGUUUUCCUUGGCGGACCUCCACUGGUACAAAUGGCCACUGGUGAGGUCGUGGAUGCCGAGACUUUGGGUGGUGCGGAAACACAUGCAAAACUCACCGGAUUGGCCGAUCAGAUUGCUGUGGACGAAUUUGAUGCAAUCCGCAAGGCCAGGGAGUGGAUCGUCACGCUACCCGAGCCCAUGCCCAACUUCAAUAUUCUUGAGAAUCCUCUUCCACCUCGCUACCCCGCUGAGGAUUUAUUGUCUUUGGUGGACCCAGACAUUCGGAAGCCGUUUGAUAUGUUGGAAGUUCUCCUACGCAUCACAGACGACUCUAGACUUUCCAUGUUCAAGCCUAGUUUUGGCAGCAACCUCAUCACCUGCUUCGCCCAGAUUACAGGGCAUAAUGUUGGAAUUGUAGCCAACAGGAUCCCCGUCAUCAAUGGUGACGAAGCAUCCAAAGGCGCCCAGUUCAUCCGAAUGUGUAAUCAGUCGAACCUCCCAAUCCUCUUCCUCCACAACGUAACAGGAUUCAUGGUCGGCGUCAAAGCCGAACACUCCGCAAUAAUAAAAAAAGGAGCACAAAUGGUCUCAGCAGUAAGCUGUUCCAAAGUACCCCACAUCUCCAUCAUCCUCGGCGCUUCCUACGGAGCAGGCAACUACGCCAUGUGCGGCCGCGGCUACAAACCUCGCUUCAUGUUCACCUGGCCGAGUGGGAGAUGCAGCGUUAUGGGCCCUGAUCAACUCGCUGGCGUGAUGCGGAAUAUCGAGGCUAGUAGUGCGAAAUCUAAAGGUGUGGUUAUGGAUCAGGAAGCUGUGGGGAAGAGAGUGGAGAGUUUGAGACGGACGGUAAUGAGGGAUGGGGAUCCUUAUAGGACUAGUUCGGUUUUGCUUGAUGAUGGGGUUAUUGAUCCUAGAGAUACGAGAGAGGUUGUGGGGAUGUGUUUGGAAAUUGUCAAGGGUCCGGAUGUUAAGGGCGCUGCGGCUCAUGAUAUCCUUUCUCGACUGUAG
Ramularia collo-cygni is the source of this 1623-nucleotide messenger RNA. RefSeq names its product related to methylcrotonyl-CoA carboxylase beta chain, mitochondrial precursor. NCBI's taxonomy places the organism in Eukaryota, Fungi, Ascomycota, Dothideomycetes, Mycosphaerellales, Mycosphaerellaceae. Gene Ontology annotation, molecular function: ligase activity. Bases 1 to 1623 code for a protein of 540 amino acids. The transcript is spliced from 7 exons. The record is from RefSeq and is a predicted model, not a curated record.